AGGUCGCUUCGGGCUUCAGCUUAUGUUUGGCGGCAAAACCUGAAAGUAAAGCCGUUAACUAGUAAGUUGCAAAAAGGUUUAGGGUUUUUCUCUCCCCAAAUUCCCGAUUACUUGCUUGGUAACCAAGAAUAGAAGAAUCAAAUCAUGAUUUUCAUUGCGUGAGUGUAUCAUCGAUUCAGGGUUUCAAUGGAUGCAUCAUUCCUUCCUUCCGAUGCCCCAACUAUAAAGCCCAUUAACAAGGCUUCGGUUCACAGAAUCUGCGCCGGCCAAGUCAUUUUUGACCUCUCGUCGGCUGUCAAGGAGUUGGUCGAAAACAGUUUAGACGCCGGCGCCACCGGCAUUGAGAUCGCUCUGAAAGAGUACGGCAAAGAGUGCUUCCAGGUGAUCGACAAUGGCUCCGGCAUUUCGCCCAACAACUUCAAAGUCAUUGCCCUUAAGCAUCACACAUCUAAAUUGGUUGAUUUCCCCGACCUUCAGUCGCUGACGACGUUCGGUUUUCGCGGCGAGGCCAUAAGUUCCCUGUGCUCGUUGGGGAAUUUAACGAUCGAAACCAGGACAAAAAACGAGACGGUUGCGACGCACUUGACUUACAAUCAUUCGGGAUUGUUGGUUGCUGAGAGGAAGACGGCACGGAAAAUUGGAACCACUGUUACUGUCAAGAAUUUGUUUUCGAAUUUACCCGUGCGGAGCAAGGAAUUUCAUAGAAACAUAAGGAAGGAAUAUGGAAAGCUUAUUUCCUUGCUGAAUGCCUAUGCUCUUAUUGCGAAAAGGGUUCGGUUAGUAUGCACCAACACAACAGGUAGAAAUGUAAAGUCUGUGGUCCUUAAAACACAAGGAAGUGAUUCUCUCAAAGAUAACAUUGUCACACUUUUUGGCAUGGGUAUCUAUAACUGCUUAGAACCUCUGGAUUUAUGCAUAUCUGAUGGUUGCAAGGUUGAUGGUUUUCUGUCUAAGGCAGGACAAGGUAGUGGACGCAAUAUGGGCGAUAGACAAUUCUUUUUUGUAAAUGGUCGACCUGUGGACAUGCCUAAAGUCACAAAGCUUGUGAAUGAGUUAUACAGAGGUGCCAACUCCCAGCAACAUCCCAUUGCAAUUUUGAAUUUUACUAUUCCAACUAGAGCAUGUGACGUCAAUGUUACUCCUGAUAAAAGGAAAAUAUUCUUUUCUGAUGAGGGUUCCAUAUUGCAUGCACUAAGGGAGGGUUUACAACUGAUUUAUUCCUCUAACCAUGCUCGAUUCGUUGUUAAUAAAGUUGAGGAGCCUGCCAAGGCUGUAAUUUCUCCAUCAUGUUCUUCUCAGCAAAAAUCUUACACAUCUUUGAAACCAUUAUCUCAGGAUGAGAGUGGUCCUGAAGGUGAAAGUGAGGACCAUGUUUUAGAGGAUGAUAAUCAAUUCAAAACUGUGGAAAAUGAAGUUCAAGACAUUCAUGGUGUAGAAAGAUUUAAUUGCAAUAGUCAAAUGAAGGACUUUACUCUAAGAGGACAUAAAAUUAAAGAAUCUGAUGACAGUAGACAGUUCACUACUCAUCAAGAUAGUAACACAACUGAUCAAAAAGCGCUUCCUUUUGCAAAAACUGUUGAUAACAGCACUGCUACAAAUAAAGAUUCAUAUCGUUCAAGCUCUGUUCAAACAUUGCUUGACAAAUUUAUUAGUGCAAAUAAAAGGAAGCAUGAAAAUAUCAGUACAGUACUAUCUGAGAUGCCUGUCCUAAGAAAUCAGAUUCAUCAUUGGCAGGCCAAGAAUAGCAAUUCUGAUGUGAAAGUUGUAGUUCCAAGAUCCUCGGUAAGCCCUCUCCAGGUUGAUCAUUAUUUAGAAGCAGAGAAGACAGAGCCGUCCAAGCAUUUACGAGCAGACAAGGUCGCCAGUAAAGUUGCAAAUCCACUUUCUUCUGAAGCCAGUACAACUGGCAGAGAAUCUCAAGAGGAUAUUGAUGCUAAAGAGAAAGCAAAUCCCCUCGCUAAUAUCUCAUCAAGUGCUGCAUCCAGUGAGGAUGGAGUUCCCGUUGCUCAUAUCUCAUCAAAUGCUGCAUCCAGUGAGGAUCUCGCUAGUGUGCCUGAAGGUGUUUCGGUUCAAGCUCCUUUAGAUUCCUCUAGUCAGCUGCUGGGUGUUUCAAAGCCUUCUUCUGGUCUUGAAAUAUGUUCCACCUUGCAAUUUAGUUUGCAAGACCUAAAGAACAGGAGGCAGCGGAGGCUGUCUCUAUUGCAUUCCAGUAAUGAUAAUCAAAGGACAAAGGGGAAAAGGUGCUAUGCUGCUGCCACACUAGAGCUUUCUCAACCAGUAAAUGAAGAUAGAAAGGAAAGGGAUUUACUUGAAGCUACUAAAGAGUUGGAAAGACUUUUCAGAAAGGAGGAUUUUGGUAGGAUGAAGGUAAUUGGGCAAUUCAACCUUGGAUUCAUCAUUGGGAAGUUAGAUCAAGAUCUAUUUAUUGUUGAUCAGCAUGCUGCUGAUGAAAAAUACAAUUUUGAGCGUUUCGCACAAUCAACCAUCUUAAACCUGCAGCCUUUGCUUCGGCCAUUAAGGUUGGAAUUAUCUCCUGAAGAAGAAGUAGUUGUUUCCAUGCACAUGGAUAUUUUCAGAAAAAAUGGAUUUGUUUUGGAAGAGGAUCUAGAUGCACCACCAGGGCACCACUUUAGACUGAAAGCAGUACCCUUCAGUAAAAACAUAACUUUUGGAGUUGAAGAUGUGAAGGACCUUAUUUCAACUCUGGCUGAUGGUCAUGGGGAAUGCUCAAUAAUUGGUAGUUACAGGACGGACACUGCUGAUUCUGUUUGCCCGUCACGAGUUCGUGCUAUGCUGGCGUCACGUGCUUGCAGAUCAUCUGUCAUGAUUGGGGAUGCUCUUGGAAGAAAUGAGAUGCAGAAGAUACUUGAGCAUUUGGUAGGGUUGAAGUCUCCUUGGAAUUGUCCACAUGGAAGGCCCACAAUGCGCCACUUGGUAGAUUUGACAACCAUAUACAAGAGUGAGGAAGAAUGAUGAAGUUGUCACCAGUGGGUUAACUUAUUUGCGUAAACCUUGUGUACAUAGAUAUGUAAUCUUGCUUCCCUAUAGUACUCUCUCCAUGUUGGUAAGCUAAUCCCUGGUGUGGUGGAGAAUUAUAAAUAAUUCUUUGUAGACCACAGUUUCAGUUAUAGCUCAAGCAAUUCUUUUUUGGUAUGUAAAUUAUAUUCUCGCCUAGGGAUUGACCUGACCAAUUGAGGAGGUCCUUGUUAACUUGGAAAAAAAGGCAAUUGCAGGAAAAAGCAAUUUUUGGUA
Molecule: messenger RNA, 3252 nt
Organism: Humulus lupulus (European hop)
Lineage: Eukaryota; Viridiplantae; Streptophyta; Magnoliopsida; Rosales; Cannabaceae
Product: DNA mismatch repair protein PMS1
Exons: 10
Coding region: 187-2973 (928 amino acids)
Biological process (GO): mismatch repair
Cellular component (GO): MutLalpha complex
Molecular function (GO): ATP binding; ATP-dependent DNA damage sensor activity; mismatched DNA binding
Source: RefSeq, a predicted model, not a curated record